Molecule: messenger RNA, 2973 nt
Organism: Trametes versicolor FP-101664 SS1
Lineage: Eukaryota; Fungi; Basidiomycota; Agaricomycetes; Polyporales; Polyporaceae
Exons: 22
Coding region: 1-2973 (990 amino acids)
Source: RefSeq, a predicted model, not a curated record
AUGUCUACCGCUGCCUCUGAGCUCAAGGAGUCUCUGCGCCUGGCUUCUGAGUCACUGAAUCUCGCCGGAUCAUCAGCCAUUAAACUUGAACCACAGUUUGCUGUGUUAGAUGCCAUCCUUGAUGCCACGGUCUACGAUUUGACAGAGCCAUUAUGGGAGCGCGAUAUGUUACGAAGUGCGAUUGCAGUCGCGAGCCGUUUGGCAAAUGCGCACCCUGGGAGGGAGAGGCUGCUCCCUAUGACGGCGGCCAUGAACGAUCUUCUUAACACCCUCAGGCUGAUCUUUGAGAUAACGUCGCGUUUUGAGAGUGUCUCGUCGCUAGAGGAACGCCACCUUGAAAAGAUCAUCGCGCGUGCAGGGGGAUCCAAGGCAGUUCUUCAAGACGAUGCAAUAUUGCGAGAUGUCCUUUCAGCUGCACUGGAUCACUCCGCCGACAAGCCCGUGCAUCCACUGCACGGGCCGUGGACCGGGACGCGGCAUUCUCCGAGCCUGUUUGCAACCCCAGAGAGGCAUGAUUCGGAACCGCCCGAUCACAGUGACAACGAAGGAGUUACCGUCGGUGCUAUCAUUGAAGCAACGGUCGAUACUGCAGAGGCGUACACCGAUGCCCUUGGCGACGACUUCAAUGACAUCGAAGACGCUGCAUCCCAGUUCGCGCAGCUCGCGCCUGCUCUCUUAGAUGCACUGCAAGUGGUGGCAGAUAUUCAUCCAUUCGCGAAGAUUACGUUUGCCGCAUUCCACGCCGCAUACAAACUUUACGUCGGACGGAAGGAGAAUGACAAGCAGGUCACCUUCCUCCAUGAAACUGAUAACCUUAUCACGAAACGAUUUCAACGUCUCUUCAAGAAGACCGAGAGCGACAUCAAGCACUGCUCGCACGAGUGCACAACCUACACCAAAAAGACAUGGGCAUCGAAGCUCUUCCUCAGUCCCAUAUGGGCGAUGAGACUCUCUCAACACGUCGAAGUCUUCCGCACUCGUAAGACGGAGUUUCGCGACGAGAUUUUGAAUCACAUCAUGUCCGGCGUCAACGACAUCAAGGCCAACCUCGGGUCUCCGCCACAGCCGGUGUUCAAGAAACAGCAGUGCGUCAGCACGAAGAACGUGCGGAUGUACUUUCAGAAUACGGCCUCGGCGGCAGAACAAGCCUUUCGGCAGCGCGUACUCGAGAAAGGAAGCGUGAAGGAGUUGAUGAGCAACAAAACAGCGCCUCUCGAGAUCUACGAGAUUGAGCGCCGUGAACGCUCCCGCGUGGGAGUCAGCGAGGGGCCCGUUGCAGAUGCACCUGUAGCUUUCCCCGACUUAAAAACCUACACAAAGGAGCUUUACGAAGAUCCUGCCGCGGCCAUCGCCCGAAGUUUCAACGAGUUCGAAAUCCGCUUCGGGCGGGAACAGCAGCGGUGCUUAGAAUAUCUCACGCAUGUAGUCACCGCCCAAGCCGACCGCGUUAUCUCGAGCCUCCGCGCGGGUCCGCACGACGAGCUUGUAGACGACGACAUGAAACUACUAUGGGAACAAAUGCAUUGGGGCCGCAGCGAGGACUCACAAUACUUUUCCCGAGCAUUGAGGGAGCACUACCGGGAGAAAGACAAGCGUUGCGAGAUUCCUAUACGGUGGCUCGCAUUUAAGACAUUAGCCUGGCAGUGGUUAGCGAAGGUAUUCAAGGACAAGAUCGAUACCAUGCUCGCGGAAUUCUUUUGGUUGAAGGACAAGACGCUUCCAGAGAACCUCGAACACGUGGAUCGCUACUUGCACAAGGCGUGGCCAAGGAUUCACGUUCUCACUCGUUCCUUCUAUCAAGAACGCACUGUGGAUGUGGGUGUACUCCCUGCCGAACUCAAGGCGCGGACGGAGGCCGAAGUGCAGCUUCUUCGUGACAAGCUUCUCGUUAUCCGGUAUCGUGUCGCGGACUGCAGCAGCCUUUAUGAACUUCUCGGAACCGAGUGCAUCGAGCAGGCAAGACAGUCCCUCACCGUCCCGCUGCAUCCUAAUGAACUCGAGAGCGCCAUAACCAGCCUAGAGUCUCUCUUCCACGCUAUACAGGCCUUCGUCAUGACUAUCUGGACGAAACGUUCCUGCGACUCUGCCAAGGAGCUAAAGGAGUACGCAUGCGGGCUGUUCGACUACUGGCAUGAUCCUUCGACCGUCUGGUCUCGUCGCAAUCUUCAGAGAGUGACAUAUGCACAGUUCUAUGGACCCGAGAACAAGGAGGACCUCGAUCCGGAAGACGUCCUCUACUAUACGUAUGGGGAGCAGCUGCCUCGCUCUACAUCGGAAAACAAGCGAAUCGCCAUUCAUUUCUGGUUCUUCGCGGAUGGUAACAGCGACAUCAGGUGCGCCAACUGCUUCCGAGACGUCGUGGGUGCACGCACUGUCUGCAUGGACUGCGGCAUGGAUGUCACCAAGACCGUCAACUUCUGCCAGAGUGUGCGCUGCAGGGAUGCGAAGAUCGGAUUGGACCUCCGUCCGGACCUUGCAAGUCCGCAUCUGGCGACACAUGCUAUGUUCAAAGUGAGGCCUGUUUUGCACCUGCGCGACUUCGCGAAGGUGGACGUCCAAGCACGGGACACGCUGCGAGCGGCAAGGAAUUCGCUGCGCAUCGGCGCACAGAUGUCGUGCUGUGGCUGUGGCUCCCCCGCGCUGCUGCCCUGCUGGGCGUGCAUCAGUUGUCCUGACGUUUUCCUAUGCGACAAGUACAAACUUCUCCAAGAUGAAAACCAUACCCGGAAGCAUGGCGUAGUUAGAUUCCAGGACGAGCAGGCGGUCAUUGACAGACGUCUGGAAGCCGUUGAGGAAAAGCUCGCUGCCGUGGUCAAGGGUCUUGACGCUCUCAACGGGCGUUUCGACGGGCUUGAGGAGUUGUUGCAGAAGACGUUGGCAGUCCGCGAUGCUGAGGAGAUUCAGCGCUGUACGAAUGUUCGCAACUCAAUAUCAUCCUGGAUAUUUCCCGUGAAGUUUCUUCUACCGGAUUGA